GCACUGAUAGGCAGCACUGAUGAGCACUGAUAGGCAGCACAGUGAUGAGGCUGCACUGAUGAGGCAGCACUGGUGGGCAUUGAUGAGGAGGCACUGAUGAGGCUGAACUGAUAUGCAGCACUGAUGGGCACUGAUAGGCAGCACUGAAGAUCACUGAAUGGCUGCACGGACUGAUGGCACUAAUAGGCUGCACUGAUUGGCGGCACCGAUGGGCACAGAUUGGCAGAACUGCUGGGCACAGAUUGGCAGCACUGCUGGGCACUGAUGGGCAGCAAUGUUGGGCACUGAUGGACACUUUUGGGGCUGUGCUGAUAAUAAGGGCACUGAUAAUUAGUGCCCUGAUUAUCAGUGUCAACGCCUCCUUUGACAGUUGCCGGUUAUCG
Messenger RNA from Staurois parvus, 383 nucleotides. The record is from the annotation of a GenBank genome assembly. Lineage: Eukaryota; Metazoa; Chordata; Amphibia; Anura; Ranidae.